GCAACUCGGCUUUGGCUUCUGUCAAUCGGAAAAUGGCAGCGACGAGUGUUGUCGUUCUCGACCGUGGAAAUAAUACAACUUGUACCGUAAAUCUUUUCGGAGCUACGGUUGUAUCAUGGAGGGUGAACAAUCAAGAACAGUUAUUUGUAAGUAAACAAGCAGUCUUCGAUGGCAAACGAGCGAUACGAGGAGGGAUACCUUUUGUGUUUCCUCAAUUCGGACAAUGGGCAUUCGGACCGCAGCACGGCUUCGCGCGGAUAGCGCGCUGGCACCUCGAGAAGGCGCCGGAGCGGCUCCCCAGCGGCGACGUGGAGGCCGUGCUCUGUCUCAUAGACGACGACUUCACACGCUCCAUGUGGCACUUCCAGUUCAGACUGACGUACCGACUGAUCCUCCGAGAGAAGGAACUCCACUUCAACAUCGGCGUGUACAACCCCAGCAAGGAACUAACGUUCAGCUGCCAGCUCCUACUUCACACGUACUUCAAGGUGCCCGACGUGCGCCGCUGCCAGAUCACUGGCAUGCACGGCUGCAUGUUCAUUGACAAGGUUCGUUACUUAACCAUCGGUUACAACCCCAGCAAGGAACUAACGUUCAGCUGCCAGCUCCUACUUCACACGUACUUCAAGGUGCCCGACGUGCGCCGCUGCCAGAUCACUGGCAUGCACGGCUGCAUGUUCAUUGACAAGACGCGGGAAGGCACAGUGUACCAAGAAACCCGGGAAGUCGUCACUAUUAACGAAUGGACGGACCGCAUCUACCAAAACACUAUGCAAGAACACAUCAUCACUAACGUCGUCAGCGGCCGCAAGAUGCGGAUACAGAAGUACAACUUCCCUGACACCGUGAUCUGGAACCCCUGGGCGGACUACGCCAAGGAGAUCCCCGACUUCGGCGACGACGAGUUCCCCAACAUGGUGUGCGUGGAGGCGGCGCGCGUCGCCGCGCCCAUCGUGCUGCUGCCCGGCACGGCCUUCGAGGCCUCGCAGAUACUGCAGGUAAUGUAAGCAGAUGGCGCUCCGCCGCUCGCAGCCGUCCAGCGUCGCCCGACUAUACUGACACGCGCACAUUCCUCAGGUAUUUUUUACGGUUAACUUUUCAACGCCAGAUUCCCUACAACUGGACCCGAGGACUUUAUAUUUAAGCAGAGGACCUACCGUGAAUAUUGAAGUUAAAAUUCUCAUUAUCUGAUUUUCUAUCUCUUUUUUUUAAUAUUCGGACGGUAGAGAGGUAGAUAACUAAAUUUCAAUUGGAUAUCUCUGGAUAUUCUUACCUAACCUAACCCUUGAUGACGCAAGUGGCCCUUAGGAGGAUAUAAUCGUGGGCCAACAAACUAUCCAACUGGAAUAAAAUACACUUGUUCAAUGCAAAAUUAGAUAGAAAACAAUUUAAAAAAAAAAUGGUUUCAAGUAUAUUUAUGAAUGCGAAAGGUAAAAUAAUUUUUAAGAGUAUAUUUUACCGUGACGUGGUAUCAUUAAAUAAAAAGGCGUUUGAAUUGUUACCGUUACUUUGUCUAACAUAACAUUUUAGAUUUCCUGUAUUGUUAUUUGACUCACGAAAAUACAAAAAUAAUGACAUCCCGUGUGUACAAUAAACAGUAACUAAUAUACUAUGUAAUGUUUAUUUAAUCAUUUAAGAAAAUUGUAGCAAUAGUAGCGGUGUCACUAAUAUAGCUCACUGCUAUCAAUUAGUUUAUAGGGAGCGUGCAUGAACUGUAGGAGGCAGCACAGGAGCCGUCAGAUUUUUGGCGCGAGGCGUAAAUGUGAUGUUUAUUGUUCCGAUGUAGCCCACAAGAUGGCAGAACCUACUAUGCACAAGAAAACACGUGACGUGUAAAUUUACAUGUUUAUUGUUCCGAUUCAGGCCAAAAGAUGGCAGACCCUCCAACGCGCACGGUCCCUAUAAAAGACAAGAAUACAAAAAAUUGCUCAUAAACUCUUGUACUUUUACCAAAGUUGAAUUGAGUAAGAUGUGUAAAAUUUAAGACAAUUCGUGCUUCGAAUUUGACAGAUAAACGAGAUGCUCUACAGCGCCAUACAUUUUGCGUCAAAAGUUGACGUUUGACAAUUCAGUGGCCGCAAAACGUAUGGCGCAGUACAGCGCCAUCUGUUUUGGAUGUCAAACUAAGGGGCACGUUUUUUUCUUAGACUUUACCUCUCUAUUACAAUCAAUUCUCUUUGCUUCUACAUCAACCUUUGAAUGUAAUAUUUUUAAUUACACUGAUAUGUCAAUUCUGUUAAAAUGAUUUAAGUUGAUUGUUAUUUGUCAACUGAUUUAAAAAUGGCGGAUAACAUAAAAUGUUUAAUUGUUUAACUUAAGUACACUCAUCUUGCCAAACAUAAUUGCUAAUUAUUCUUGUUCUUUAUACAAUAGGGUUGUUUCCAAUUUUUUGAAACGCUCGUAUUACGUUCUAUAGAUAUUAACUAAAAGUUGCCCUAAAAUUCAACUUUUAUACUAAAAACGGCUUUAAAUAUGUUAAAUUAACAAAAUAUAUUUUGACAGAUGCUUUCGCGCCCAAAACGCUCUUUGAAAAUUGUGUGACGUCACAGUUUACGGUUUGACACAUAACUACAUAGGCACGUAGAAGAUACGAACUCUCAACUGACAUUUGUCAUUUGUUGUCUAUCGCCUAACUGUCAACAGUGUCAAUCCGAGAGUUGUGACGUCAUCAGAAUGUUUCGAGUUUGGUCACGUGACGUGUGCCAAAAGAUAUUUUAAAUUCAAUAUUUACAAAAAUAUGGUUAUUACAGGUCCCCUAAAAGUAGUUUAACAUGUUCUUAUAAUCCAAAAGAAUUUAUUGGGAUACAAUUCUGCCCUAAGAUUUGUAGAUGGAAACAACCCUAUUGCUUCAUUUCACGUCUUCCGUACUUCUUGUGAUACUUGUUAUUUCUUUAGCUUUAAUGUAACUUGACUGUACACUAGUUUCCGUUUCCAGUAGUAUCAUUUUGUUAUAUUCAUAUAUUUUGAUGGAAUAAGUAUUAUUCAUUCGAAUUCAGCCAAUGGAUUAAAUUUUUCGCAUUUUCACAUAAUAUUUGACACCAAUUUGGGCAAAAGUGCUCUUUAAGUUUGAAACAUGUUUAAAAAUGUCGUCUUGUCUCGUUGAAAAGAAAACUGAAGUUUUUUUUUCUUUGGGAUCCCUACAAAUAUUUACAGUACAUAUGGCGCUACUUUACCGCACUAGUGCGAUAAUUAGUACAUUAUGUGACUCGAACAUUUAAAGGGCUAUAUGUACUGUAAAACCUACGAUACAUGUGCGAAUAGGUUAUUCUCAACUCGUGUCGAUAUAAAACACUCCCUUCGGUCGUGUUUUAAUGUAUCGCCACUCGUACUAUUUUGAGCAAAAUUAGUACAGUUACUCACAUAAUUGACUUUUGCAAGCGUAGAUUAAGUUAGUUCAGUAUCAGAAUAUAAUCAAACUCUGGUUAUAAUACAUUUUGUAAAGCCUGACCAGUAAUAUAUGAUCACUGGAACUAAAAUUUUCACACUAAACUGAACUGUAACACUAUACAUGAGAAUAACAGCGUCCUCUUGACAAUGAUCAUAUAUUUCUGGUCGGGCUUUCAGUUUCUGUCGCAAAGUUGUUUUUAAUUAUUGAUAGCUCAAAAUACUCAGGCAUUGUUGUGUUAUUCAAUUGUUAUUUACGUAACUGUGGUUGUAAUUUAACAUUAAGUUUUUUCGAUGGGGCGAAGACAGUCUUUCGUUCUAAUAGCAAUUUUGAAUCGCAAUAUAAUAUAAUGUUAGUUUCUUGCCCAAUAAGUUAUACAGUGGAAUCCGCUUAUACCAACUUCUUACUAUGACGUGAUUACUGUGCGAAGUUUGGUUUACAUAUAAAAUUCUUUGUAACAAAGUUGGAUAAGAUGACUUCGCUUAUAGUGACAUAUUGCUUACUAUGACCUAUAAAUCCUAGUUUUGUGAAAUUCUGACCGGUUAUACUGACACAUUCGACGGUUUUUGUGACCGUUUUCAUCACCACGUCUCACGUACGUGGCGUGUAAGUUAUUUUAGUUUUGAUUCUCAGUAACAAGGUGAUAAUUGUUACUAGUUUAAUAAAACUCAUCUCUCACAAUGAGAGAUUAAUUUUAAAAACUUAGUAACAAAGGUCGGCAACGAACUUACAUCCCUCUGGUGUUGCAUCCAUGGGCGGCGGUAAUCGCUUAGCAUCAGGUGAUCCGCCUGCUCGUUUGCUUCCUCUAUCAUGAAAAAAAAAACAUAACAUACAACUAUGCUUUAUAUAACAUCCGCUUAGUGUGAUUUGUUUGUCACUCCUCGAUGUCAUUAUAAGCGGAUUCUACUGUACCUAAUCUUCUAAUGUUUAAGCUUUUAUGCACUAAUUAUACUGAAUGUAUUGCCUCUAAACUAUAUAAAUAAACAUUUAACUGUAAUUUUACAAUUAUGUACAAAUUCCUAAAAAACAUUCCGUGCAUAAUGUACAUAAGCGAACGAUUUGUACAAAUUAAUGUGUUUUUAUUUACUUUUUUUUAUGUACCCUUUAUUAAUUUGAAGAAUUUUGGAGGCUUUUAAAGUAUACGAUGGUAAAUGUAAGAUUAUGUACUUAUAGAUAUAACGAGUUCCUUAAUACGGUCAUGCAAUAUGGAGCACAAGCACAGAAUAAGUAAUUGUACAGAAAAUAAACUUCCUACAAAACCGAAGUUUGACAGCGAUUCAGGGUCGAAUCAUGCUGUCCCUUUCUAAUCCCUAUCGGCUAUUUAGGGUUGUUAAAAUUCAAGUUAUCUUAUCUGUGGUUAUGCACGCAAAGGGAGGCCAAGUUGUGCCAACCCUAAGAAUUGCUCGGAGCAAUGCCGAGCCGAACGGAGCCGAGAAUUCCUGAAAGGAUCAUUUUCGCCCCCAUGCACAAGCUCGAUAUAAUAAUAUUAUACAUACAUAUAAGAAUUUCAACGAACGAACAACUGACGUCUUAGAAUUAUCAUUUUCACUGUUCAAAAGAUAAAAUAUAAGAUUAACGCAACACCAAAUAAAAAUAUGAAAAUAUAUAUUUUCGUUUCUGUGUAUGGUUUUGAUUUUUUGUUAAGUAAUAUGUUGCGAAACUUGCAAAGACGAAUGUAUGAAUAAAGAACUGUUGUUUUAAAGGAAAAAAUAUAAGUACUAUCAGUGCCUCGCAUUGCAUUCAACUUGUAAAUAAAGUAUUCAACUUGGUUCAAUAGAAAUCGUCAGGUGACAAGCAAAACUCACUAAUUACUAAAAAAUUAAUAUCAACUUUAUUUUAGUAGAAAUAUGGUUCAUUAUGGCUAUGAACUUGUCCACGUAAUACGUGAGUCUUGCUUGACGAAAUGGCUAAAAAUGUAAUCAAAUCAAAUGAUGGUACCUAUGACAGCUCCUUCAAAUCUCUUUUGCAUAGGUUUAAUUAAAACAAUAAAUUAAGAAAUAUUUUUUACCGUAUCUUUAUGAAUUAAAUUAAUGUGUUAAACUAGGAAACAAUGUGUACAAACUUUUUUCUUGACAGCUACGCCGAAUAUAAAAAAAAUUGUCAUAGGUACCAUCGUUCCACACGUCAGGUAUAAAAUCAUAUUAUUUUUAUGCUCUUUCGAUUUAUUGACCUUUAUCACUUCGGGCAAAAAAAUUAUUGUAAUAGAGGUAAAGUCUGAAAAAAAAACGUGCCCCUUAGUUUGACAUCCAUAACAGAUGGCGCUGUACUGCGCCAUAUGUUUUGCGGUCACUGAAUUGUAAAACGUCAACUUUUGACAAUCAGAGUUUUUGACAACGUUUACAUGUAAAAUUCGAAGCACGAAAUUGUCUCAGAUUUUACACAUCUUAAUCAAUAUAUAUUAGUUUCAGGUUAUUUCAAUUUAAGUAUGUUUAAUGAAGAAUAACUUUGUACAGUUUUUCAUAUUUGCCCAAUUCCAUUAAAUACAAUAUUAAUUAUUAUAAUACGCUUUUCAGCAUGUAUCGUGGUUUCCCCUUUCCUAAUUCGCCCCUCCCCCACUUUUUGAGAUCCCUCUACAUUCUAACUGUACAAGUUGGAGAGAGACGGACAUAAAUUCCUGCGAUAAAUGCUGACUUGCUAAAUAAUAGCAAAGAUAAUACAUUGAUUGAGUAAGAUGGGUAAAAUCUACAACAAACACAUUACACAAUUCGUGCUUCGAAUUUGACAGGUAAACGAGAUCGCGCUGUACAGCUCCAUACAUUUUGCGGUAACUCUGAUUGUCAAAAGUUGACGUUUGUUAAUUCAGUGACCGCAAAACAUAUGGCGCAGUACAGCGCCAUCUGUUUGAGUUGUCAAACUAAGGGGCACCUUUUUUUCUUAGACUUUACCUCUCUAUUACAAUCAAUUCUCUUUGGUAAUAGGUUUUUAAUUUGCUAACCGAAUAAUAUAAAUUGUCCCCAACUGUGUAUAAGCGCUAUGAACGAAUAAUUUUAUUAUACUUGUCAUAAAAUCUUAUUUAUCUUCCUACUCCCACCUACUUCCUACCACGAUUCUACUUAUAGUACUACGUAUGUAUUACUUCAAUGAAAUUUAACCUUUUUGACGCCAAUGACGGAUAUAUCCGCACCGUAGGUCCAACGCCGAAGACGGAUUAAUCCGUCACAGACCACGGAGCAACAUAGCCUACGUGCAUAUGCAUAAAGUUCAAUUUCAGUUUUCACAAUUCGGUGACCUGCGUGACAGCUUUUGUGUUUGACACGGCGUCGAAAAGGUUAAACCUUUUUCAAGUAAAAUAGCGUAUUUUAUUUUGUUUCGUUUGACUUUAAAUCAAAGCAAAAUCGACUUUAUGUCCUGGACUAUUGUUUCAAAUUCCUCUGUCGAUUUUUUGUAUGGUGAUCCUUUAUAUAUUAUGAUAUAACAUUUAAGAUUCAACAACUAGUGUUCGUCCUUAAGCGUAUGUGCAUGAGGUUGAUUUCACAAUUUCAAGGAUAACUCGUUUUUGUACUAAGUGUGUACGAGCUGUACAUUUGUAUGGAAUAUCGUUGUAAUAAUUAUAGUGGAAACAUCGAAGUUAGCAACGAAAGUGUACUUCAAUAGGUGCAAUAAAGUGAAGUAAUAAAAUUA
Cydia pomonella (codling moth) is the source of this 7006-nucleotide messenger RNA. RefSeq lists its product as uncharacterized. Gene Ontology annotation, molecular function: carbohydrate binding; isomerase activity. Gene Ontology annotation, biological process: carbohydrate metabolic process. NCBI's taxonomy places the organism in Eukaryota, Metazoa, Arthropoda, Insecta, Lepidoptera, Tortricidae. The coding region runs from base 33 to 1007 and encodes 324 amino acids. The transcript has 8 exons. The record is from RefSeq and is a predicted model, not a curated record.